Molecule: messenger RNA, 1197 nt
Organism: Didymosphaeria variabile
Lineage: Eukaryota; Fungi; Ascomycota; Dothideomycetes; Pleosporales; Didymosphaeriaceae
Exons: 2
Coding region: 1-1197 (398 amino acids)
Source: RefSeq, a predicted model, not a curated record
AUGGGUAAACCUCAGCCAACGCCUACGCCUUAUCGCGAUGAUCCAGAUGCCGUAUCGUUACACACAACACCUGACGAUUACAACUACAAUGAUGCGCCCGACGUCGAAGAUUUACCCCCAUCAUAUGCCGAUAACCACACUGCACCUGUGAUACAUCACAUUACGCCUACCCCCUCUGGACGGACCAAUCAUUCGGAAUGGUUUCAGCUUAAGAACGGAAAGCCUCAAGUGCCAGAGACUCAGACUCAAAGCAAUCCGAGGUACGAUACGGAUCCAGUGGUGCUUGAGGAGGCAGUGCGCUCGCUGGCCAACCAGGCUCCUUACCCACUGGUCUAUAUCAUGGGGACGCACCGAGAAACGGUCAAGCGGGGCGAUAAGAAGGAGACGAAAGAUAUCACAGACUUCAGGAUCGUCAUCGACCUCCAGCACCAUCUGCGACAGGCAGAGAUGACUCUCAGGACGGUUGAGAAUAGUGAAAAGACGUAUCGAGGGAGCAUCACGAAAUGCCGCGCACCUGGACACAAGCAGGGAAUCGAGGUCGGCGAUGCGAGCCCUACACUCAAGGAAUGGUGUCACCGUUACUGCGCUUCACCCAGGUUGCUGAGAAUCUUCCGUCUACGCCGCGUUGUCACAGGUUUCGAAGAAGAAUACCUAAAGAAACGCCUCGAAGGCUUGAUCCGCAGCACCAACUAUCGAGGUCACAUCAGUGUGACUUUCCCAGUAGAGAACAGGAACGUCGAUCUGUACACGACGAACCGUAUCAAUCAAUGGCGUCUAACAACGUGGAUCCGCUGGGUAUUCUACCUGACGUUCCUCUGGAUCUUUACUUGGCCUGCACUAUUCUUUGCUACGAAGCGCUACGCAGUCCUCAAAGCAGAAUGGCCAUGGUCAACGACUGAUAGUCAAGGCAUCAAGCAAUAUACUACAAUUAGUGAGGAGCAAUGGUUCGCGAAAUGGCACGUAGGCAUCAGACGCCUUGUCUUGGACCGCUACCAGUGUGAGGCGAGCGAAGAAGUCCUACGUGGCGUCAUUGCCCGAGACGAAGAUCCACCUAUGCCGGGGACUCUUCGGACGGGCCACCAAGGUGUGGACUCGACCGUUAGUUUGCUCACACAGGGUUUCCAAGUCGCUCGUGCUCUUUCCCAUGGCGACAACCUUGGACGCGGAGUCCAAGGUGGCUGGGGAUAUGAUACAUAG